Molecule: messenger RNA, 1063 nt
Organism: Cladocopium goreaui
Lineage: Eukaryota; Dinophyceae; Suessiales; Symbiodiniaceae
Source: the annotation of a GenBank genome assembly
AGGACUUUAGUGCUCAAAGUCUCGGACUCGAUGACUCGAAGCCAUGGAGGAGGACAUUGCGGGCCAAGACAUUGACUCCGAACCUGUGAAGCAUGUGGGCAAAGCCAUUCCCUCACACCCCAAACGGCCAAAGGUGGAACUAUUGAGCGAUGACGAAGAUGACGAGGAUGAGCCUCCGUUGGCCUCUGCUCAGCCGGCAGAAGAACGCCAUGAGGUUGAUCCAGAGGCCCAAGUGCGAAAAAAUGCCGUCCACGUUUAUGGUUUAGACUUCCUGAAGACUCAUCACAUGGAAGAGAUCUUUGUCCAGUUUGGGCACAAGUAUGUGGAAUGGAUCAAUGCUUCCAGUGCCAACAUCAUCUUCAAGAACGCUGAGGGUGCCAAGAAGGCCUUGGAGGCACUUUCCUUCCCCAAGACAGAGGAUGAACCAUGGAGAAGAACUCCUGAUAUCCUGGUCAGUGAGGGCGUGCCCCCCAUCUUCCUACAAAUGCGCUUGGCCACGGUGAAUGAUGUUAAAAAAUCCAAGAAAUCAGUGCCAAAGGCCAUGUCCCCCAUGCACUAUGCGCAGGUCUUCUACAAGAACCAGCAGCAGGCAAUGCGACAAGGCCGAACUGGGCGGCCGCCCAGGAGCAAUCCCAAGGCCAAACCCAAGGCUGGCACCAAACGGCUGCUGGUCACGGAGGAAGAGCAACAGAAGCGGCAGAAACGUUCAGAUCGCUUUGGAGAAAAAUCCUCAGAUGCACCAAACGAAGCUGCAGAAGCACCAGCUGAUGCCGCCAGUGCAGCUGAUGCAUCAGCGGGUGCAGAUACUGCGACGUCUACCCCAAAGGUGGCCGUUUCCCGGGCACCGCCCAAGGUCAUUGGGGUGCCAGCACCGAAGAUCCGCCCAGCUGAAGCGCCCAAAGCACCCGCUGAAGCGCCAGAGGCCGCGGAGGCUGGUGACAAAUCGACAGCCGAAGCGGCCGAAGCUCCUGCUGAAGCCGCCGAAGCUCCCGAGCCGCAGUCUGAUGGAUCCAAAGUGGGCAGCUCUGGGGAAGCUGCUGAACAACCAGAAGCGAAAUGAAAA